Dipodomys ordii (Ord's kangaroo rat) is the source of this 393-nucleotide messenger RNA. RefSeq names its product chromosome unknown open reading frame, human C4orf26 (gene Odaph). Lineage: Eukaryota; Metazoa; Chordata; Mammalia; Rodentia; Heteromyidae. Gene Ontology annotation, biological process: positive regulation of enamel mineralization. The coding region runs from base 1 to 393 and encodes 130 amino acids. The record is from RefSeq and is a predicted model, not a curated record. The transcript is spliced from 2 exons.
AUGGCUCACACACUCCACUCCUCCCGGCUACUGAUCUGCUGGCUGGUGCUGACUGUGGCAGAAGGAAGGAACCCAGUCACCCCUGCUAGAGGCUCAGGAAACAACGCAAAUCCUACAGACUGCCAGAUCUUCACGCUCACCCCUCCGCCUACCACAAGGAGGCCUGUGACCAGGGUCCAGGCCGCCACCACCCAAAAUACCGUGCAGCGAGUUCCACAGGGAAGACCCAGAGUCCCCCCUCGCUUUCCAGGGGGACCGUUCUUCCCACCGACCUGCAACCACCGUUUCCAUUUCCAGCCUUUUUACUGGCCCUUAGGGAGACUUUUCCCAAAUAGGUAUUUCCUUGGAAGACAACUCCAGAGUGGAAGCUCAUCGGAGGAAAGCAGAGAUUGA